This is a messenger RNA of Exophiala oligosperma, 1871 nucleotides long. RefSeq lists its product as uncharacterized. Bases 88 to 1788 code for a protein of 566 amino acids. Gene Ontology annotation, cellular component: membrane. The record is from RefSeq and is a predicted model, not a curated record. The transcript has a single exon. Gene Ontology annotation, biological process: polysaccharide biosynthetic process. Gene Ontology annotation, molecular function: acyltransferase activity, transferring groups other than amino-acyl groups. Lineage: Eukaryota; Fungi; Ascomycota; Eurotiomycetes; Chaetothyriales; Herpotrichiellaceae.
GCUUCUUCAUGUAGAACGCAUGAUGCUUCCUUCCUCGGUCGAAGUACUGUAGAAGGUUUCCCCAUACCUACAGGAUUCGUUGUCACGAUGGCUAUACAGUCAUUCAAGAACGUCCUACCGGACGACGACGAGCGGCACCGGUCCCAGCAGUACCCGCUGUUGAAUGGAGAUCUCGAAGACGAAGAAUUCGGCGGCGCGUGCCAGGCUUCAUCAAACGACCAAAGGCGACGACGUACUCUACUCGCCAAAGCAUUGGCAGUUUUUUAUUUGAUACAACAAUACCUGAAACCACGACGGUCACUUCUAGACAGCUCUUCACAACAACAAGCAUCUCUCCUUGCGUUUUCUACCGGAGACAGCAAAACCGGUUCGAUCCUGAGGGCGGCCUGGGUGGCCGUCCGCCCCACCAUCCUGUGUCCGACGACGACGACAAAUCGCAAAGUCCACGCGACGGCGUGGUUGGACGGCCUCCGAGGCAUCGCGUGCUUCACCGUCGUCUUCUACCACAACUCCCUCUUGUUGUACCCGGGCCACUGCGCGGCGUGGCAGAGUUCGGACUCGCGCCUGUUCCGCCUCCCCGUCCUCCGCCUCCCCUGCACGGGUCCGGCGAUGGUGGACAUUUUUUUCGUCAUAUCCGGCUACGCCCUGAGCUGCCGGCCCUUGUCGCUCACGCGGACGGCCGACUUCACCCGGUUUUCCGAGUCCCUCUCGUCGGCCCUCUUCCGACGCGGCAUCCGACUCUACGCGCCCGUGGUUUUCCUGACCCUCCUCAACGCCGUGCUGAGUUACCUCAAGCUGUUUGACCCCGAGGGCGCCGACCACGUCCCCUACGACGGCACCGUGGCCGCGACCCUGUGGCACUGGCUGGACGACCUGUUGACGGGCCUGAACCCGCUCAACCUCGACCGGUACCACUCCUGGAACAUCAAGGGCCUACGGUACGCCAUCGGCAUGUGGACCAUCCCCUUUGAGUAUCGAGGGUCGAUCAUCGUCUUCGUGGUCCUCCUGGCCCUGGGCAGGACUCGUCCGCCCCUGAGGUUCGCCGUCAUAGCGUCGCUCGUCCUAUACUGCGUCGCUCAAGGACAGUGGGACGUGUUUUUGUUUCUCUCGGGACCCCUGUGCUGCGACCUUCACCAUUAUCUUGAAAACCGAACGAUGCCACAAUCCACGUCCACGUCCGCUUCGACUUCUGCCAACAGCUCCGGUGUUGUCGGUUUGUCGAGCGAGAAACCACAAAAUCCUCGUCAGCGUACGAAUCUGAUUGCCUUGACACUGAAACGCGUCGCUCUCAUCUCAGGCCUCGUCGCGAUCCUCGCCGUCGUCACCAUGCCCGAGUACCCUCACAUGGGGGACGUGCGGCUGUACACCACCAUCAAGUCUUUCGACCCCAGCAGCUGGGACAAACUCCCGAGCGUCGGCCGGUUCCCGGUCUGCGUCGCCUCGGUGGUUCUGGUGUUUUACACGGGUCAAACACGAAUGCUUCGGAGGUUCCUGUCCACCCCUUUUCCGCAGUACCUCGGGGAGAACUCUUUCGGAAUCUACCUCAUGCACGUCACCUUGAUCAACAGCAUAGGAAGGCCAUUGAUGCGUUUUCUCUCUCGAAUUCCCUCCCACGUCGGUCUCAGACCGGAAGGCCAAGUCGGUUCUUGGUUGGUGUUUUUGCUCUACGCCGCCAUCGCCAUCCCCACCUUGUUCUGGAUCAGUGAGUUGGUCACGCGGUACGUCGACAAGAAGAGCGUCCAGUUGGCCAGGUGGUUGGAGCAAAAGUGUAUGAUGAAGACGGCCUGAUCGGCUUUUUUCUCUCCUUGGUACUCUCGCUCCACAGAGCAAAAUGUUUUUGCAUGCAUAGCCAUCUUUUUCCUAUUCGUACC